Molecule: messenger RNA, 2245 nt
Organism: Mus pahari (shrew mouse)
Lineage: Eukaryota; Metazoa; Chordata; Mammalia; Rodentia; Muridae
Gene: Ecd
Product: ecdysoneless cell cycle regulator
Exons: 12
Coding region: 269-1897 (542 amino acids)
Cellular component (GO): nucleus
Source: RefSeq, a predicted model, not a curated record
CAGGACUUNCAGGCGUGGAUCAGGGGCCCAAGCGAACGCGAGGACCCAGCGUGGGCCGAGAUCGGGCGGUUGGUGGUCGCCUCUGACCAAGUGUCCUGCUGGAAGAGGCAGCCAAGGGAAGGUGCCAGAGCAGAGGCGCACGAGAGAGCUAUUGAAAGGGAUCGCUUUACUUUUGUCAGGUGGAAGAAGAGUCUAGUUUGGUGAAGGAGCACUAUACCGCGCCAGGACAGUGCUCCUGGUUGCUCCUCUUUUAUGCUCUCGGAGAAGAAUGGAGGGCAGUGGGAAGCUCGCAAUGGUAGAGGAUGCUGUGGAGUACCAUCUCUUCCUGAUACCAGAUAAAGCCAGAGGCACAGAAGAGCACAGAGACAUUCUUCAGAAGUACAUUGAACGGAUAAUGACCCAGUUCGCACCCAUACUGGUCCCUUAUAUCUGGCAGAAUCAGCCUUUCAAUCUCAAAUACAAGCCUGCAAAAGGAGGUGUUCCUGCUCAUAUUUAUGGUAUGACAAAGUUUGGAGAUAACAUUGAAGAUGAAUGGUUUAUUGUUUAUGUAAUAAAGCAGAUUACACAGGAAUUUCCAGAGUUAGUGGCAAGGAUUGAAGACAAUGAUGGUGAGUUCCUGUUAAUAGAAGCGGCCGACUUUCUCCCUAAGUGGUUGGAUCCUGAUAACAGUGCCAAUAGGGUGUUUUUUCAUCAUGGGGAGCUGUGCAUUAUUCCUGUGCCAAGGAAAUCUGAAAGGAUGUCCUGGUUACCCAUGACACCACCAACAAUCCAGCAAGCGUUGAGUAUAAUCUCAGCACACCCAGAAGCUGUUCUGGCUUCAGAAUCUAUACAAGCUGCUGUGGACAGGCGCAUCAGUGGGUACCCAGAAAGGAUUGAAGCCUCCCUCCAUCGAGCACACUGCUUCCUUCCAGCCGGCAUUGUGGCGGUGCUCAAGCAACGGCCCAGGCUGCUGUCGGCAGCUGUCCAGGCCUUCUACCUACGGGACCCCAUUGACCUGAGAGCCUGUCGAGUCUUCAAGACAUUUUUGCCUGAAACACGAAUAAUGGCCUCAGUCACUUUCACAAAAUGUCUGUACGCACAGCUGGUACAACAGAAGUUUGUGCCAGACCGGCGGAGUGGAUACGGACUCCCACCUCCAUCACAUCCCCAGUACCGAGCCUAUGAGCUGGGCAUGAAGUUGGCUCAUGGAUUUGAGAUUUUGUGCUCCAAAUGUAGCCCACAUUUUUCUGACUCCAGGAAGUCCCUUGUGACUGCUUCACCGCUCUGGGCCAGCUUCCUUGAAAGUCUGAAAAGGAAUGAUUACUUCAAGGGACUGAUGGAAGGGUCUGCGCAAUACCAGGAGAGACUAGAAAUGGCAAAGAACUAUUUUCAGCUCUCUAUACACCGGCCAGAAAGAGACCCUUCGGAAGCUCCAAUCACUUUUGAUGCAGAUUCUUUUCUGAAUUAUUUUGAUAAGAUUUUAGGGGCACAGCCUCAGGAGUCAGACUCUGAUGACCCGGGUGAAGACGACUUGGACUGUUUAGACAGUGAUGAUGACUUGGGCUUUGAGGCUCAGGAGUCUGAGUCUAUGAAAGGAGCUCUUGGCAGUCUCAAGUCCUACAUGGCCCAGAUGGACCAGGAACUGGCACACACCAGCAUGGGCAGAAGCUUCACCACCCGGAAGCGAUUGAAUAAGGACCCUCCAUCCCAGACUGCAAAUGACAAUUCAGAUGAGGAAGAUUCUGGUGCAGGAGAUUGCGCUGUUGAAGCAGUGGAUGUAGACCUGAACCUGGUUUCAAAUAUACUGGAAUCCUACAGCUCCCAAGCUGGCCUGGCAGGACCUGCUUCCAAUCUGUUACACAGCAUGGGUGUGCGACUGCCCGAGAAUGCUGAUCACAGCCCCCAAGUCAGCCAGUGAAGGACUAGCUUGCACAUCAGCUGCCCCUCUCACGAAUACACAGGAGUCCAAGUGUGUUCAUUCUAAUCGACUCUUCAUAAGAGCAUCUUCUGUGCAGGUUUCAGAGUCCCCAGGCCACCCUCUCCCAUGUCCUGUGACCUGGAUACCGGUUCUCAUGAGCUUGUUUGAUUUGUUUUAAAUUUUCCCAGGAUGGAGUCUCCGUGGUAGUUUAGUAAAAUACUGUGCUGUUGGUGUAAUUCUGAAUAUUCAGUUUCUCCCUUAGGUAUGUUCCUCCUUGGGUCAGAAUUCUAAGCUGGCAAAAAUCCCAUUUCAUUCACUUUUUAAUGAAAUAGAAAGUGCUAAAACUUA